Molecule: messenger RNA, 1947 nt
Organism: Nerophis ophidion (straightnose pipefish)
Lineage: Eukaryota; Metazoa; Chordata; Actinopteri; Syngnathiformes; Syngnathidae
Gene: slc25a34
Product: solute carrier family 25 member 34
Exons: 7
Coding region: 251-1225 (324 amino acids)
Source: RefSeq, a predicted model, not a curated record
CACAUGUUUACAUUAGAGGGGAAGAAUGGACAAUUUGACGUGAUCGCCAACACAAUCGAUAACAGACAACAAAGAUGACUAUUUUUGGACAAAUGAGGAUUCACAACUUUAUAUUUUUGAAGCUGAAUAUACUGAGGCUUAUAGAAAAGAUACACACACACACUCGCUUAUCACCAGGAGGACAAAGUGUCAGCUGUAUGAGAUGACAACAAGUCCACUCCUGCUGAUUUCUUAGGCCUGUCGUCACACAAUGGCGUCCACCGUGUCGCCUGUAACCGCCAGCAUUUUCGUCCCCUCGCCGCCCCGUCCGACCGUCUGGCCUCCUCUGGACUUUGCCCUCGGUGCCUUGGCGUGCUGCGCCGCCUGCGUCUUCACCAACCCUCUAGAGGUGGUCAAGACGCGCUUGCAGCUUCAAGGAGAGCUGCGUGCAGCUGGAACCUACCAGAGGCACUACCGCGGGGUCCUCCAGGCUCUGUGGGUGGUGGGGUGCACAGACGGGCUGCGGGGUCUGCAGAAGGGGCUCUCAGUGGGGUUGGUGUACCAGGGGGUGAUGAACGGGGUGAGGCUGGGCUCCUAUUCUUAUUGCGAAGCCCUGGGCGUCACCUCGUACCAUGGAGGAAGUGUCCUGUCAGGCGCGGGGGCCGGAGCCCUCGGAGCGGUCGUUGCUUCUCCUGCUUACCUGGUGAAGACGCACCUGCAGGCUCAAACAGUGGAAGCAAUUGCAGUCGGCCAUCAGCAUAACCAUCUGGGAGCGUCCAGUGCCUUUGUCACCAUAUACAGAAAAGAGGGCUUACUCGGACUCUGGAGGGGUGUGAACGGAGCCGUGCCUCGAGUCGCCGUCGGCUCAGCUGCUCAACUGGCAACCUUCACCUCGGCCAAGGAGUGGGUCACACAUUCCCAGUGGUUCGGCCCUGGCAGCUGGCUCACGGCUUUGAUGGCUGCCAGCAUCAGCGGGGUCGCUGUGGCCAUCACAAUGACACCUUUUGACGUCAUCAGCACGCGACUCUACAAUCAGCCGGUGGAUGAGUUUCACGAGGGCCGCCUCUACCGGGGCUUUUGGGAUUGCAUGCUGAAGGUGUGCCGGGCUGAAGGCCUGCUGGGUCUAUACAAAGGCAUGGGUCCGGUCUUCCUCCGCUUGGCUCCUCACACAGUUCUCAGCAUGCUCUUCUGGGACGUAUUGAGGGAACAGACCGUAAAAGAACAGCAGGGCCCGGGGUCGGACUGAACAGGACCCAAACACUACAUCAAUAUUGCAUACUUUUGAAGGAAAAGAAAACUUUCUCGACCAACUAAAUAAUGAUGCUGCUCGGCUUUGAGAAGCUCCUGUAAAAUGCAUGAAGUGUGAUGAUAUUAACUCAAGUUGUUAAUCAGUGGCAUUAACGUCUGCCUGAAUGAUGACAAAGUCAUAUUUUGUACUUUUUUUUUCCAACGGCAGUUUUAGAUAUGGACCACAUUGGCAGCAUUCUUUAGGGGGCGCCGCAAGGAUGAGGGGUAAGAAAAGUUCCUAUUUAUUGGUAUUCGGCGCUUAUUUGGCACUCUGUGUGGGCCGGAUAGCAAAGCAAGUCACAAAAGUUAGAAGACUUUCAAUAUUAGUUCAAAGAGGGGUCUGGCACAGGGCGCCAUUGAAACUAGAACCAGUACAGUAGGCAACCUGUAUCCUACAAUCAGUCCGAUACAGUUUGGUACUUGAUAUGAACUUACAGUACUUAGUGCCAAAGUGAAGAAUAAGAAAGAUUUUGGACUGGUUGUCACGUGACUAAGAUUAUGUUUUAGCGAUACUGCACAUUUUGGUAUUGAUCUGACACCAAGUAAAUAAAGGGACAGUAUUGCCGAUACCGAUAGUUUUACUUAGAAAUUUUUGUAAUUUUUUUGUAAUUUUGCCUUUCUUUUUUUAUCAUGAUUUUAAUCACUCAAAGAUUUUAGGCAAAUACAAAUGUUUUGAUCAAC